Messenger RNA from Strongylocentrotus purpuratus (purple sea urchin), 5815 nucleotides. RefSeq names its product protein shisa-5. The record is from RefSeq and is a predicted model, not a curated record. Gene Ontology annotation, molecular function: protein binding. Lineage: Eukaryota; Metazoa; Echinodermata; Echinoidea; Camarodonta; Strongylocentrotidae. The coding region runs from base 61 to 966 and encodes 301 amino acids. The transcript is spliced from 4 exons.
UUAAUUUCUUUUUUGUCUCUUACAGUAUUCAUUCAAGACCGUGUACCCUCCCUCCUGUGCAUGCCAAAGAACUCGAGUGACUCCGCGGGAAAAGUUGCCUCACAUUAUGACGUAGAGAACGAGCCGUAUGGAAGCGACAUGGACUGCACCUUCACAAUGAAUGCCAAACAAGGACAACGUAUAAAUAUUAGGUUCGACUAUUUUGACGUCGCAAGAUCGUACGACAGCCGCGAGGGAAGGUGUCGGUCAGAAGGCGAUUCAUUGUCCAUCUACGAGUCUGGAAAUAUCUUCCUUAUCAAGAGUAACAUUCUGACGCCAGAGGUACGACUUUGUGGCGGCACCGGCAAAUUUCCCGAUGACUACCAAUCGGUUAGCAACGUGGUCACUGUACGAUUCAAAACGGACGAGUACCCGAGUCCAGACAACGGCAUCAAGUUCACAUAUACAGCCUUCUUACAGCCACAAGAGCGAACUCCAGAGUGUUUCAUGUGUAACGAUGGCACGAUGUGUAUAGACCCCUUGCUGACGUGUAACGGCAUGCCAAACUGUAAUGACGAUAGUGAUGAGGAACCCAGUAACUGUAAAGCAUCUACCAAUAUUUUUGAGAAAGGUAUUGAAACGCUAGGUGUACCCGUCAUGGCAGCGAUAGGUGCCGCCGUUGGCCUUCUGCUUCUAUGUCUCAUCGUACUAUGUAUUGUAUGCUGCUGCUGCUGCUCCAAACGAAACAACCCCUCAGACCAGAAGGCACAAUACAGGGCGCCACCUACGCCAAGACCCGGUUCAUAUCCUUCCCACAAUUCCAACUACUCAUCCUAUUCAUCGCAAGCAUCAAACGGCAACACCAACGGCACGGCGGGAAGGCCCUACCCUAACUUUCCACCCGGCUACCCUCCUUUCCACAACGGGGGAUACAGUGUAGGGUACAACUACGAGAACGGGAGGAUGGAGUUCCCGCAGAAAGUCUAGGGACAGCACCCCUCGGCCAUAUUAUGACUAUCACAUUGCAUAAGAAUUAUGAUGUACUUUUGCACUGUAGCAUAUAUCUAAUUUAAGAACUCACCUUUUUCUAUUAUUUAUACGUACGUUCGUGGUGGAAGUUAUUCUGUCAAUUGGAAAAAUGAUGAGUUCGUUUUUUUCUCAUAUAAAUGGACAUUUUAUUUUGUACAGGAACUGCUUGCUCACCAUGUAGUACAAGAUUAGAAAUUAGCGGGAUUGACAGCUCACUAACGCUUGUGGAAAUGUACAUAGAGGUAGCACUCGGCUCAAAGAAGGUAGCUUUUGUAUUGAUAAAGUCAUGUAACAGAUAAAAAGUCUAUAAUACGCUAUUUGCUCAGCUUUUUUCAUUCAAACAAAUUAUAUUCUACAAAUUGCCAAAGAUGUAGAAUAACUGAGAUGUUUUUCUUUCCUCUAAGGCAGGGAAAUAUCCGUAUAAAUGCCAGCAUCAUUGUUUUCAUGUGAUAUUGCUUGUGUAUCGACUAGUGUAUCACCUAGUGUAUCACCAAGGCAAAGGAGAUGAAAUUUUGCAAACUUUAUCAGUUAUCGUGGGAAACUUCGUAUGUUUUGUACUUAAUGUUUACACAUGGGACCAAGGUUUGUUUACCUGUUAGUAUUUAUAUGCCUAAUGUCAUACGCUGUAUAGGAUCGGAUUAAUUAUAUCUCUCUUGCGAGGGAAAACCUUUGAAAUGAAAGAAUAAUAACAAACAAAUAUGAGGAAAGAUUUUAAAGGGGUUUAGUUUCAAUGUUUAGAGGUAUUGCCAAAUAUUUGAAUCACAUAUAUCGUAUCCCACUUUAUGGUACAAUAAACAUUUGUGGCAACAAGGUUGUUGAAAUCAUAAAUGGCUCAAUCUUGGGCCAGUGACCAAACUUUGUAUUUCAUCUGGCUAUUCGCACAGAAGCAUUCUAUCAAAAAGUGUGAUGCAAUUCGAUUGAAUCUAUGACGCUAGUAUAAAGAAAAGUUCUUCUUCCUUAUCUUCAUUUUUUUUCUCAUGGAAAUUGAUUUUCCAGAAGAGGCGAGCUGUAAAUGUAUACUGAGCACUGACCAAACAAAAUCGUCACAGAAGACAAAAAGUAACAAGUUACAUUCAUCAUUAGCAUUCCCUUCGUCUGCACGAUAAUAUCAACACGAUUUUUGUUAUAUCUUAAGACGCUCAAGAAUGAUACAAACACCAUCUUUCAUUUCCUUUGAAUGAUAUACUAAUGUACUUUGCUGACAAUCGAAUAUCUCUUAGCCGUCUAUGGUAGGUUCUGCAGGCUUGUAUGAAAAGCGUUUCAAAAUAACGGAGUAAGCUGUGAGGAAACCACGUCACGAUGUUUAUUAUUCUGCAGCGCCGCUGAGGCAAAUAAUUACAUCCAUCUUACAAAGUAUCAAUGCGCUGAAGCAGUGGAUGAUAUAAAUAGUUUCCAUCGUGAAACUCUUCCGGAAAUGGAGAGAGGGAACGCACGGUAUUUGCACUUUGAAAUAGGAUUAUCGCACACCGCCGCGUCGCAUUGUCCAAUAAAAAUGCGUUCUUUUCUUCUAAUUGCAUCAAAAGCGUUUUGUGCACAUUUACAGCAUAAUUUGAAAAGACGACUGUCAUGUAAAAUCCCUUACGGUUUUUCCGACUGAACAAUUUUGCACAUUAAAAGGAUACAGCACACGCGUGGGAACACAACAUGCCAAUAAAACGGAACCUAAUGAUGAAAAUAUUGCAGUCAACCCUGCGAUGUCUUCAGCUGUGCUUGUACUUUUAUUGUUUAUUUUGUCGUGCGCUGACGCUUGUUUUGAUUUAAGAGGACUGAUGUAAUGUUUUUCAUGAAAUAUGUGAUGCCCAUUGCGCACGAAGCGUCAUUUUGCUGACGUUACGUUGCGGCAGUCACUAAUGAGUGGUCUUUGACGCACGGAAUGGGACUGACAUCUCACACCAAAAAAAAAGAGUGCGAAAUGUAACGCUGCAAGGAAUGUGUCAGUUUACUGGCGUACGCGCUAAUUUGCUUCUGUGAUUUGCUUGGCGCACGCGCAUAACGCAAGCAAAGGAAAUAGCGUCUCGUGUACAAUGGGUGUAAAAGAGCGUAUACUGUCAUGAUUGCCGAAAUUUCUGUAAAAGAUGGAAAUAUCUGUUUUUGUAAAGAACCUUUCUUUUUUAAAUGUAUGCAUCUGUAAUAUAACAAGACUGCAGUCAGAUAAUGUAUUCGUUUUUCGACAGCAAUGAGCGUUACUGUUGAAUAUCGGGAAUAUGGGAUAUUAAUCUAUCUUAAUUGUAGCAUCGAAAGAAUUUCAAUUGAAUUUAUUCUUAACUUAUUUUCUUUCUUUCAUCUCAAGAUCGCCAAAGUUCUCGGGCUUAAAGACAAACUGAGCCCAGCAUUAAUAUGUAUUCAGCUAAUAAAUAUAUUGCCAAAUCUUUAUCGCAUGUUCCACAUUUUAACCAUUUUUCCAACUCUUUGCACUAGACCUUAUCUGUAAAAAUGAUAUUUUCCUGCUUUUAUUUACAUUUUAUCAGGGGCGUGUGUUUUUGAUAGAGCACUGUAGUCGGGUAGUGUGACAACACAUGUAACAUUAAAUGCCAUUUUAACUUAUUGCUUUAUUUAGAUGCAUCGCUAACAACAUUAGAAAUGAUUUGUACCUUUUAUACUCGAGGGAGACUGAUGACUUAUUGCCGUUUUAAAGCUCAACCUCGGCGCGUCGAUGCGCUGAUAUAUCAUAUUUUCGAUGGGUCGUUGAUUAUAAUUACUUGAGGAUAAACGGGAGGGUGGAUCUCCAAAUGCCAUUCAUAUCGUAAUGGUACUUUGGAACUCAUGAUUGUUCACAUUUCUCUUCUCCUUUAAUCCGUCUUUUUCUUCUCCUUUAUUGUUCUUCUUCUCUCUCUGUCUCACCGUUCUCUGUUUCAAUUCCUCUAUUCUACGUAUACAUAACAGGUUUAGCUAAAUUUUAUAUGUGAACGUUUGUCUGUCUUUUUUUAUCAUUACAUUGUAUAAUAAUUAUACAGUUUGGAAUUAACCAUGCCACAAUUUUUGAGCGAGUCUAUAUCAAAUGUUGAUUCUUCGCACGUCGCCCAAAGUGUAGCUCUAGAAAACCUGCUAGUCCAAACAAGAUCGUAUUUGAUAUUAAAUGUACUAUAUUUGUAAAACUACGUUCAUGUAAAAUGUAAGAUAGUCCAGAGUCAAAUUUAUCAUGCCUCUAAGUAUGCUGAAUACGUAGACCAUGAUGUUGUGUAGGAUACGAUAUGUAAUUGUAUUGGACAUUAUAAACUGUUUGUAAAUAAGAAUGUGUCUUCGUUAGAAUGUGAAUGAGAUUAUUGUUACCCUAGAUGCUACAUGUUGAUGCAAAAAAUGAACUUUUCUUACUCCAAAGGCCUGAUGUUUUGUUCACUGAUGUCUGAAAUUGUUCAUGAUAGAUGAAUUGUCCUGCCAUUUUUUUUGGAUUAUCCACCAGUGCUUGUUUGAAAUGAACAAUUAACUCUGCAUUGUUACAUGGAUGCUGCCCUAUGAAUUCGGCCUAUGCAUUCGUAAUACUUUAAUAUCGCCAUUCUGCUAUGAUUGCUUUUGUGAUGGUCAAGGUUAACGUGGUGCUUGUACAUGAAAUGCAAUUAUUUUCUUUUUUGUUCAUUAAUUAAGAAUGCAUAUUAAACACAAUGUUCGUUUUCGUGCAUUUGGUUGGUUUAAAUGUAUGAUCAAACUGUGCGUUGCUUUUCUGGCGCAUAAAGUCCAUCCAUUCAAAAGCAUAUUUUGUAUAAGUGGUUCUUUUAGAAAACGGGUAUAUUAUGUAUUAUUAACAUUGUAGUGUAAUCGAUAAUUUUCAUUAUAUUUUACUUUGUCAAGUGUCAACAACUUCACAACGACGUAGUUACCCCUUAUUGUUUGUUAUGUGGACCGUAUUUGCCAGAGGUAGGGCUGCUUUGACGACUGGUGCGAUCUAUGACGCACGAUGGAAGGGGGAUAUCGGAAGGACAUUGUCCCUCUCCCCAAACAAAAUAUAUAUAACAAUAAUGAUAAUAAAAUGAAAAUAUAAUGAGAAUAAUUUUGUAAUAACAAUAAUGAUAACAGUGUACCCACUGCGGUGAAUUACUGGGGCAUGGGAUGAACGCCCUCUACAGACUUGAUUAGUGCAGGUAAUAGCACUUUCGAAAUAACGCAUCGUGUGCAACUUGAAAUGAAGUGCAGAUAUCUUGCAGAAAAAUUGCAUAAUUUAAACAAAAAUGGAUUACUAAAAAGGUACAAGACAAGAUUAAUCAAGUUUUAACACUUAUCCAAUCAAUUAGUUUUAUAAAGUUCACAUAAUUUUGCUGUGGUACUAUGACUGGUCGAUGUUUUCCGAGUAAUGUGAACAUUGCUUAAUCUAGGUUUCAGACCUCAAGCGGAAUCUCACUUUGCUUCUUGCGUGUCGAUAUUGUAACUCUUUUUACUCUUGAUAUCGUUAAAGAAAUCAUAGUUUUUGUUUCAGACUGUACACGUGACAGUGUUAUUAUUUUCAAACUGAGACUCUUUUAAUGAAAUCCAAUUAGGAUUUUUUAUAAUUAUUAUAAUGGAAUCUUAGGAACAGUAUAGAUACUGUUAUUGUUUUAGUAUAAAAACCUAUUUUACUUGUGUUAACUUGUUCAUUGUGAGAAUGAAAUACGAGAUUUGUGUUCACGUAUACAGUAUAAAUAAAUACUGUUAAUUUCUAUUUGCGAUUGUGAUGUUUUUGCAAAAUUUUAGGUUUAUUUCGUUGUACCAGGUCUAUUUUGUAUUCAUUCCCGUCUCGCUUUGUAAUUUAAAAGCACCCCCUUUAAAUGUAUUAUGCAUUUUCUAAGUUUUGCAUGUAUCAAUAAAAACAAGUUUUUGAAUUGUACAUAAAAAAUAA